AAAAGAUAAGAACGAUUUUGAUUUUAUUGAAAGAGUAUCGAUGAAAUCAUGAUCCUACAUUCGAAUUAAGAGACUAAAUAGGACGCUAUAGUUUCCAAUAAUUACGGGAAUAUGCCACGCCAUGCUUAAUAGAAUUAGUAAUUUCUUUUCUUUUCUUCCCCAAUAAAUACACUACUCUUUUAGCCUUAACCUCCUUUCUUUUCUUUCUUUUAUUCCAUUCCUCUGUUCUGCGUGCUCCGCUUCUACUUUCCCCAGCAAAAAAAUCCCAAUUCCGCCACAAAAUAAAAAUAAGAAAUAAAUCAAAGAAUUGUCAUUUUUUAUGGGGAAAAAAUCGAAUCCGGCGGAGGGAGAAGAAGCGGUGCCGGAGCAUCUGCGGUGCAGCCGUACGGACGGGCGGCAAUGGCGGUGCCGGCGGCGAGUGAAGGAAAACCUAAAGCUGUGCGAGAUUCACUAUGUGCAAGCUCGGCGUCGGCAGCACAAGAAGACGCUGAAGCUGAAGAGAAAGAGGCAAAACGACGCCGUUGAGGCUCAGAUUGGGGCAAAGCGGGACCGAAAAUCGAGAGAGGCAUUGGUGAAUAGGAGGAACCAAUUGGAGCUCAUAAGGAUGGUUCUGCAGAGAGAGGUUGAGAAGAAGAAGAAGAAGGAAUCGCAAUUGAAUUUGAAUUUGAAUUUGCAUUUGUAUUCCAAUCACGAGUUGAAGAAGGAACUUCCGAAUGGUGUUAUGGCUAUUGCGUCCAAUGUGGCUUCUUCUCGUUACUUCAGGUCCAAGAAUGCUGACAGCGGCUCUGUUAGUAAGUUGCAGGUUGUGCAGUGUGGACGAAGCAUGAACAAGGGGAGGAGGAAGAAGUGUCAUUGGUGUCAGAGAAGUGAUUCUUGGAGUCUUGUAAUGUGUUCAAGCUGCCAGAGAGAGUUUUUCUGCAUGGAGUGCAUUAAACAACGGUAUUUUGAUACUCAAAAUGAGGUUAAGAUGGCAUGUCCAGUUUGUCGAGGAACUUGCACCUGUAAAGAUUGCUUGUCAAGUCAAUACGAAGACAGUGAAAGUAAGGAAUAUUUGGCUGGUAAAAACAGAGUUGAUGGGAUAUUGCAUUUUCAUUAUUUGGUCUGUAUGCUCCUUCCUGUACUAAAACAAAUAAAAGAAGACCACCAUGUAGAUGUAGAAGAAACAGCAAAAACUAAAGGCAAAAGAACUUCUGAUAUUCUCAUCAAGCCGGUUGAUUUUGUCUGCAACGAGAAAAAUUACUGCAAUUACUGCAAAACACCCAUUUUGGAUCUUCAUAGAAGCUGCCUUAGUUGUUCCUACAGUCUUUGCUUAAGUUGUUCUCAGGCAUUAAGUCAAGGAAGCACCUCUGAAGAAAUCAACUCUUCUAUAUCCAACCUACCUGACAAAAUAAAUGCAUGCAUUUCUAGUGAAAGUCACCUUUUGGAUGAUAAGGUCAUUUCUAAUGGAAAUUUAACUGAUACCUCAACAUUACUUGAGUGGACAAAUUGUAAUGGUGCUGGCAUUGUGUCAUGCCCACCUACAAAGCUUGGUGAUUGUGGUGAUAACCACCUUGAUUUGAAAUAUGUCUUUCCCUUAAGUUGGAUCAAAGAAAUGGAAGUAAAGGCAGAAGAAAUAGUUUGCAGCUAUGACUUUCCUGAAACUUCGGAUAAAAGUUCGAGCUGCUCACUGUGUGUUGACAAAGAUCAUAAAACUAGCAGAUACAAGCAGUUACCGGAAGCAGCUCAAAGAGAAGAUUCCAAUGAUAAUUACUUAUUUUAUCCUACAAUUUUGGACAUCAGUUGCAAUCAUUUUGAACACUUUCGGAAACACUGGGGAAAAGGCCAUCCUGUAGUAGUGCGAGAUGUGCUCCAAUGUACACCAAACCUUAGUUGGGAUCCAGUGGUCAUGUUCUGUACUUAUCUUGAGAGGAGCAUGACAAGAUAUGAGAAUAAUAAGGACUUACUUGAAGCUUGUUUGGACUGGUUUGAGGUGGAGAUUAACGUUAGUCAGUACUUUAUUGGGCCACUUAAAUGUCAACCUCAGAAAAAUACUUGGCAUGAGAUGUUGAAACUUAAAGGAUGGUUGUCUUCCCAACUAUUCAAAGAACAGUUUCCAGCUCAUUUUGCUGAAGUAAUUGAUGCUCUUCCGAUUCAAGAAUACAUGAAUCCCUUGUCUGGUCUUCUGAAUUUAGCUGCAAAUUUGCCACAGGGGAGUACAAAACAUGACAUAGGACCAUAUGUUUAUAUUUCAUAUGGCUGUGCUGACGAAGGAGAUGAUUUCGUGACAAAUCUCUGUUACGACUCAUAUGAUAUGGUUAAUAUUAUGGCAUAUAGCAUGGACAUUCCUCUCUCUACAGAUCAACUUGCUAAAAUAAGUAAGUUGUUGAAAAAACACAAAACUCUAUGUCAGAAGGUGUCAUCUAAAACUACUAGUGAGCAUUCAGAAGACAGGGAACAAAAUGGAAUGCAUAGUAUAGUAAAAGAAGGAACUGACUUUCUCAGGAGAGUCAAUAGAACAUCUUCCAUCUCUACUGAAGCCAAAACGAUAUCUAAUCAGAAGUUAGACACCAAUAUUUCUGAUGAUGAAGAAUGUGGUUCCGAUUCUGAAACUGAAAAGGCACAAAGCUCUUUACCUUCCCACAGGAGGGUUCUAAGCACUGAACGGUCUCCAGAUCAUAAUCCUAGAAAUCCCUUUGAAAACUCAAACAGUGAUAAAGGGAAGAAGUUUACUGAGAAUUCUGCUGCUCAUUGGGAUGUCUUUCGAAGACAAGAUGUGCCCAAGCUCUUAGAAUACCUCAAAAGACACUCUGAUGAAUUUUCUUAUACUAGUGAAUGUCAUGAGAAGAUGGUUCAUCCAAUUCUGGAUCAGAGCUUCUUUCUUGACAAUACUCACAAGAUGAGACUUAAGGAGGAGUUUAAAAUUGAACCAUGGACUUUUGAGCAACAUGUUGGAGAAGCUGUCAUCAUUCCUUCUGGAUGUCCAUACCAGAUUAGGAAUCCUAAGUGUUGUGUACAUGUGGAAUUGGAAUUUGUGUCCCCUGAGAAUGUCUCCGAGUGUAUCCAGUUGAUUGAUGAGGUCCGGCUGCUUCCUGAAGACCAUAAAGCAAAAGUAGAAAAGCUGGAGGUGAAAAAAAUGGCUCUUUAUAGCAUGAGUACAGCAAUAAAAGAAAUACGUGAGCUUACAUGCAAAACAUGAUUGCACGAGCUAAAAUAUAUUCUUAAGAUUCAUCUGAACCUCGCUCAUGUCUCAGCCUCCAUACCAUGUAUUCUUUUUGUAUAGAUUAGUUCUUAAACUCAUCAAGAUUUAGCAAGGUACUUCAAUUGGUUACUUCCAGAUUGUAUUCUUUUUGUUUUUUAUUACAUCUGUCUUACCGGAAUCUGAAAUAAAAAUUACAUGGUCUGUAUAUA
Messenger RNA from Glycine soja, 3387 nucleotides. Its product is annotated as lysine-specific demethylase JMJ25-like. The coding region runs from base 320 to 3175 and encodes 951 amino acids. Gene Ontology annotation, molecular function: chromatin DNA binding; histone H3K9 demethylase activity; transcription coregulator activity. Gene Ontology annotation, cellular component: histone deacetylase complex; chromatin. The record is from RefSeq and is a predicted model, not a curated record. Gene Ontology annotation, biological process: regulation of transcription by RNA polymerase II. The transcript is spliced from 12 exons. Lineage: Eukaryota; Viridiplantae; Streptophyta; Magnoliopsida; Fabales; Fabaceae.